GCUUCAGCAUCAGUGCUUCCAAUGAAUAUUCAGGGCUGAUUUCCUUUAGAAUGGACUGGUUGGAUCUCCUUGCAGUUAAGGGACUCUCGAGAGUCUUCUCCAACACCACAGUUCAAAAGCAGAGUAGUCCCUCAAAAUCAUGCCCAGAGUUGUUAGUGAAUCCUGCUCUGUGCCCAGCCCUGUGAUAAGCUUCAUCAGCUUUCUGUCUCACAAUCCAAAUAUUCGAAACAUUCUGUGAUCAUCUUUCCCAUUUCAUGGAUAAGGACAGCUGAGGCCUAUGGAGGUUAAGUGCUCUGCUCAGGGUAAAGCAUCAGCGGUAGGAGUCAGCCCAGCCCUGGCUAGUCCCACAACCAGGAUGUCCAACCUGCAUUCACUCUGCCUCCUCGCACGCCUUUGGGUAAACUUCUCAAGGAGGCUUGGGACACCAUGCAUGUCCCAGGGUCAAAAUAUGUGGAUAUUGGAGUGACCUGCUCUGGAGACAUCGAGGCUCAUGAGAAAUAGUCAAGCCUCUCUGCUGAUGGUGAAAAGUUGGUGGAUGGUCAUCUCUGGAUGCUUGUCUUUGGAACCAUGAUUGUGAGAACUUGCCCCCAUCGGAGGUGCCUGAAGGAUGUGUGUACUGGUUCUGUGGGGUCUAUGGAUAAGCCAUGAGGCCCAGGGACUCCAGAGAUUGUGUGCAAAACACAAGUUUGGAUUGGUGUGGAUCUGGAGAGAAGGCCCAUAGACCUCACAGGGUUUCAGAUUGAGGGGGCAUGACCCCAGAGAGAAAGAAGCCCUGGGGCUUCCAGUCACCCCUGGGCUGACCUAGACCUCAGAGGCUGAGUCUGGACACCAUCAGAUCACCUCCUCCCAAGGCUGCGCUGGCUGAACUACAUAUGGGCAUCCUGCUGACCUUGAAGGUUGUUUCAGGACACAGCACUGCUAAACUUGUCCUUGGACUUACUAGGUAUGAGGUCUUAAGGACAGUGAUACCUGCUCAGGGCUCUCGAGGAGAGCCUUCUGGAUAAAUCUUGUGUUGGAUUCAGUAACAGGAAUAGUUGGGUAUCUCUUGAGCAGGUGCUUUAAUCUUCACUUCAUGGAUCCUAUGAAACACGUAAAUGAAGUAUUUCCCUUUUCUCAUCGGCUGACAGGUAACUCCGACCUGUCUGUGUAACCUCAUGGGCUGUUGCGCACUGACCUGGCUCCUCGUUCUUUCGGACUUUCAUACCCCUGUUUUCCCCUUGCCCAUUUUCAUCACAUUUUUUUCCUUAGGAAGAAAAAAACUUUGCUGUUUUAUGUGUUCUAGACAUAACUAAACAAACGUAUGGUGGAUCAUCACUGGCUACUGCAGACACAGGGAUUAAGCAUUUCCUUUCUGCAGGCUCCAUCCCAGAGGCCUGUUUGCCAACUCUGUGCCCCCAUCCAUCUCUUCCCCCAUCCAGUUCCCUCUGCUUCUUGCUCCAGUUUCGGGGACCCCAGAGCCUCGGGGCUCCUCCAUACUGACUCCUGACUCUGAUGAGCUGUAUCAUCUGAUACAAUGAUCAGGUUUUUCCCUCUGCUUCUCCUGUCUUCCUGGACUUCACAAAAGCAGGGGAAAAGGGAACAAGGAGAAAAACCAGGAGGGGAGUCAUUUCCCCAACUGGGCCUUAGCUGCUCUUCCCAAAGCCUCAGGUCCCCUUUUGGAGGUCUCCCCCUUUUUCAGCUCCCGUCUUGUCUCAGUAGCCCCAGGUGACUUCUGUCCCCCGCCUGAGCAGACUGAGCCGUUUUUCUGUCUGAAAGAUGGCGAAUGCAACCCUGGUGCCUUGGAAUUGCCGGUGGAGAGAGCCAGCCAGCAGUGCCCUGGGGAGAGCAGUGCCCUGGGGGCACAGUGAGAUGCCAGUGCUGGGCUUAAGUGCCACACCCUGUCAUCAGUUGUCCCUCCAGUUCUUGCAUGAGGUGGCUUCUCUCUGUUUCCCAAAGUUAAUAAACUCAAACUGGAUCAACAUGCUCAGUAUAAACUGUGCCUUCCUCCCACCCGUCUCCUAGCUCCUCCCACCUGGCAGCUACAGUUAACUGGUUCAGUGCAAGUUCUUGUGGUUGUUUAUGCAUAGAUUCAAAUAAAUGUGUGUGUGUGUGUGUAUAGAUAUAGUCACAUACAUUCCCGUUUAAAAAAAUGAGAAAUGGUUGCACACUAUUGCCCAUGUCUUUCCUGGCCCUGGACUUAAAAACAUUUUUUUUUACUUAAUAAUGUAUCUUGGGUGAUGGUUCCACCUUGGUAUUUAAACAUCUGUGGAGCCUUCUCUGACAGAAUCGGUUAAAAAGAAAACGCUAGGGUGGGGGAGAAUGUUAAUAAUGAAAGGGUUAAGUCUCUAGGGAAGAGAAGGGAUGCUCAUGGGUGGGUGUUAGGAGGUUUAAGAGCCUUCUAAUUGUGUGUGUAAAACUGUGGGCACAAAUGGAUCUUCAGGGAAGAGGGAUUGUGUCUCUCCAAGGGGGUCUGUGACCCAGAAAAGACAAAGAACCACAGCAUUGGGUUGUGUGGAUUAAACAGAGCAGGAGGCAGAGGUUAACUCGUCAGAGGGCAGCGUCCCUCUUGGUUCUUGGGCCUCACCGGGGCAGCCACGGAUCGGGCUGAGACAGGGGCAGAGCUGCCAGCCCUGGUAGCCUCUUGGAAGGUGACUGGAACCUUCCCACUUCGAAGGAGGGUUCCUGCAUCGUUCAGGGAGGGUGGUCCUGACCCUGAGGAUGAAGUACAAGGGCUUCCAGGGAUCGGACAAUUCCGAUGGCCAGACCUGGGAAGCCCUUAAGGGUCACUGGGUUUAGGAAAAAACCGAGGCACAAAGAGGCCAGGGGAUGAGUCUAAGGUCACUAGCCAGGCGAAUGCAGAGCCUGUGGGUUGCUCCAGCCUAUGACAUUCGGUGUUCCUUCCCUGCCGGAGCGGAAGGAGACCAGGGAGCCGAGACCCUCCAGAUGCUAUGAGGCUGCCUGUUGCCGCCUGCCUCAUGGUGUGUGGGUGAGGGAAGAGGGGAGCACAGAGCCGAGCCCGCAGCUCGGGUGGGCGUGUCAUCCCCCCACCUCGCUGCUCCUGCAACAUCGUCUCCCCGCCGCCUGCCUGCCUGCGUCCUCACAUUAGACUGCAGCCAGCCAGCCAGGAAUUCUGAACCCAGCCGAGACGCCGCGCUAAGGGGCGGCACUGCAGGAUGUGGCCACUAGACGGCAGCAGGGAAGCCACUGCGGCGGUUCCGCAGAGAGAGCUCGCCGGCUGGGAGAGUGUGCAGAAAGGCAGGAGCUCCAGGCAGAGGCUUGCCUGGCAGAGGUCUGGGCACAGCGGUCAAGGAGCGUGUCUGCCUCACCGUCACAGUCAGUGCUGAUGGGUUCUGAGGGACCUCCUUGACCUAGAAAGCACGCGAGGCAUCAAUGACAAUAAAAAUAACAUUUAUUGAGCACUUCCUCCUCGCUGCUGCUGCUGCUGCUGCUGCUAAGUCGCUUCAGUCGUGUCCGACUCUGUGCGACCCCAUAGACGGCAGCCCACCAGGCUCCCCCGUCCCUGGGAUUCUCCAGGCAAGAACACUGGAGUGGGUUGCCAUUUCCUUCUCCAAUCCCCGCUAGGCACUGUACGAAGUAAUCAGUCCUAAAAAAACAGCCUUGUUAAAAUUAUCCCCAUUUCUUAGGUGAGAAAACCAGAGGUCCAGGGAGACUGGGGGAAUCUGGUCAUCCACAGGGCUGGUGCCAGAGCCAACGUCCCAAGCGCAAGGCUGUACCAUAUUAUACGCCUGUUCAGAUGACCACUGCUACGGUAAUACUUACUUUAUGGGUGGGGAAACUGAGGCUCAGAGAAAACGAGUGAGUCGCCCAGGCCCGCGUCCUGCCGAGUGAUAGGUCCAGGUAGGUGUGGUUUCAUGGCUUGAGCUCUUGGCUCUGAAUUCUCGUUCUCCCAGGUGGAGGUGUUCCCACUCCCAUCCUGUACCCUAAUUUGAAGGUGGCUGGUUCCCAAGUCUGAACUUUCCUUUGAGAGUGGGUGACUCCCAAAAGAAGUUAGAUUCCGGACACCCACGUCUAAGGCUUGCCUGGGUUUUGACUCACCAGAGGUGGAGGGAGGCCAGGCCAGAGGCUUCAAGAAGCCCCAGCGAGGGGCUCUGGGGCCCACAGUCCAGCUUAGAGGAUGGGGGUAUUGAGGGUAUCCCUUGCAGUGGCCAGAGCUCCCCUGGGAACAAUGGGGCCGGGCCUCAGGGCCUCUGGUUUCCAGGGCAGUUGCUUCCAGCAUACCAAGGACGCUUGGCGGGCCCUGGGCCUGGUUCUGCCAGGCUGGCAGGAGAGCAGGGGCAUUUCUAGGAGGGCCUGACUUCCUCCAUCUUCCCGUUCCCAUGCCCUGGCUUUGCCCUCCUUGGAGGUGGGGGGUGGGAGGGGUGACAACGGGGUGGCCUGCCUUCAACAUCUUCCCCUCCCGGGUGUCCAGAUUGCACCUUGUAAAUCUGAGUCCUGCUUUUUAAGGGAUUUAUAGCAUCGCAAUGAUGCUUUAAUUUCUUCUGAUUUAUUGGCAAAGACCGCAGCUUCCAAUCCUGGCCUUACAGUUUUUGGGGGUGGUGGUGGUUCAGGGAAGUGAGGGGAAGAAACUUAAAAUGGUUUCCUCCUUGAAAGAUGCUCAUCUCUAAAGAAAACCUUGGGUGAAUUGUUUUUGGAACGGGAAUCUUAAGAGUUAAGGGAAGUCUCUUUAAAGCUUCCAUUUCCUGUCUUGGUGAGGACCAAAGGGUGCUGAAAGUGGUUGAAGAGGGAGUAGGUCAGGGAGGAGGAUUUUGAGCAUGCCGCCUUGCUAGAAUCCUGGCUCUAAGCUUGGAGAAGUUACCUAACCGUGUAGAACCUCAGUUUUCUUAUCUGUAAAAUGGAACUAUGACCCCACAGGGUUACUGUGAGCGCUAGAUGAGCUGAUGCCUGCAAAGGGAACAUAUGACUGGGAGAAACAUCACGAGUGCCCAGAAGUACUUGCUUUCCUUCAUGUUAUUUUACCCAUAGUGCUCAGAAUAGCACCUGGCUCAUGCUAGAUAAUAACAUGCUUGUGAAUAAAUACAAAGGAAAUAUGGCCGAAUGAAAUAGCACUGGUGCUGAAGAAUGGACUCCUGAGUAAUUUAAAAAUAUUACUCUGCACGAGUAUCGGUGACUUUCCCUACCUGUUCUCAAAAGACGUUCACGCUGGUCUUGGGGCACUUGGGCAGGGCUGGCCUGCACUCUGCAUGGGGCACACAUAAAGCUGAGACGCUGUUCUCUGUGGGGUCCUCUGAGCAACCCUGCUGAUGGAGACAGCGUCUUCUGCUCUCGUGGGGUGAGGCAGUGUGGGACGGGGGUGCGUUUCUCGGCUUAUGCCGGAGGUUCCCCAGAACCUCUGACUGCGUCUUUUCCGUUUACUGCCACCUGGUGACAUGGUACCGCUUCCUCUAAGCACCAAGUAGGGUUUCACACCUAAACCAGGCCUCCCCGAGCCGCCGUCAGCCCACUGCUGUCUCACCCCAGCCUCUGGGCCCAUCCCUAAGCUUCAGCAUGCUUCUUCUCCACCAAACUGAUGGUAGAAGAGCCACAGCGCCGGCCCAAGAGUCUGAUCCAGAGGGACUCGAGUUUCUCCUACAUCUUACUUGCUUACCACGCCCAUUGGCGUAGUCUCUGAGCCUUAGUUUCAUCAUCUGAACAAUGGGAGUGAGGACCCUGACCUUCCAGCAGGGGCUCUCAGGAAAACAGACUCUCCCUGGUGUGGAGAGCUGGGUGAGUGAGCUGAACCCAACAGCACUCAUUUGGGAAAUGAGGACCCACUCGUCCCGCCCCCAAGGGGAAUUGUGCCCAAUAGUGAACGUGGGAAGAAUACUCAGAAGGCGCAGGCGUUCACCCAACCUCCACGAGCCCAGUAGUUCAACCAGACCAGACAGCAAAGGGAAGAGCAUGCUCUAAGUCUCAGAAGUCAUCUGAACGUUGCCUUCUAACAUCUGGCGCCUCUCGCACUGAUUCACAAAUGAGCAGGGGACAUUAAUUACAUGCAUGUCUGAAGGCCCAAUAUUGGUAGCCUGGAGGAACACUUUCUUGCCUGUGAAAUGGAACUGAUACUGGCUUCCACGUAAAGUUCUUGCAGAACACUGAUGAGCCAAGUCUGCUGGCCAUGGGACUGCUGCACGGGCUGUGACUGCCUGCGAGGCCUGGAGACCCGGCAGCUGUGGACUGCCCAGCGCCGAACAGCCCCUCUUUGACCUCACAUGCUGGAGAAGCAGCCCCAUGAAGGUGCCCAGCCAUGCAAUGUUCCUGGAAGGCCGUCCUCCUUCUUGCCCUGGCCUCCAUCGCCAUUCAAUACACGGCCAUCCGCACCUUCACGGCCAAGUCCUUCCACACCUGCCCGGGCCUGGCGGAGGCUGGGCUGGCCGAGCGGCUGUGCGAGGAGGGCCCUACGUUCGCCUAUAACCUCUCGCGCAAGACCCACAUCCUUAUCCUGGCUACCACGCGCAGCGGCUCCUCCUUCGUGGGCCAGCUCUUCAACCAGCACCUGGACGUCUUCUACCUGUUUGAGCCCCUCUACCACGUGCAGAACACACUCAUCCCCCGCUUCACCCAGGGCAAGAGCCCAGCCGAUCGGCGGGUCAUGCUGGGCGCCAGCCGGGACCUCCUGAGGAGCCUCUACGACUGCGAUCUCUACUUCCUGGAGAACUACAUCAAGCCGCCGCCCGUCAACCACACCACCGACAGGAUCUUCCGCCGCGGGGCCAGCCGCGUGCUGUGCUCCCGGCCGGUAUGCGACGCCCCUGGCUCGGGGGACCUGGUGCUGGAGGAGGGGGACUGCGUGCGCAGGUGCGGCCUGCUGAACCUGACGGUGGCCGCCGAGGCCUGCCGCGAGCGCAGCCACGUGGCCAUCAAGACGGUGCGCGUACCUGAGGUCAACGACCUGCGGGCCCUGGUGGAAGACCCCCGCCUAAACCUCAAGGUCAUCCAGCUGGUCCGGGACCCCCGGGGCAUCCUGGCCUCCCGCAGCGAGACCUUCCGUGACACAUACCGCCUCUGGCGGCUCUGGUACGGCACCGGGCGGAAACCCUACAACCUGGACGUGACGCAGCUGACCACGGUGUGCGAGGACUUCUCCAACUCCGUGUCCACCGGCCUCAUGCGGCCCCCGUGGCUCAAGGGCAAAUACAUGCUGGUGCGCUACGAGGACCUGGCCAGGAACCCCAUGAAGAAGACUGAGGAGAUCUACGGGUUCCUGGGCAUCCCCCUGGACAGCCACGUGGCGCGCUGGAUCCAGAACAACACGCGGGGAGACCCCACCUUGGGGAAGCACAAGUACGGCACGGUGCGAAACUCGGCGGCCACGGCCGAGAAGUGGCGCUUCCGCCUCUCCUACGACAUCGUGGCCUUCGCCCAGAACGCCUGCCAGCGGGUGCUAGCGCAGCUGGGCUACAAGAUGGCCAGCUCGGAGGAGGAGCUCAAGAACCCCUCCAUCAGCCUGGUGGAGGAGCGGGACUUCCGCCCUUUCUCGUGACCGGGGCUCCGCGGGUGGGGGCAGGGGGCACAGGGUGUCGGUUUUGAUAACAUGGACCGUUUUUAACUGUUGCCUUAUUUCCCCCUUCCCUCUCCACCCGUCUUUGGUGUCCUACCUGCCCCCUGUCUGUCCCCUUCCCCUUCCACCUGCCUCUCUUUGUCUCUGAAAUUUGCACUAUGUCUUGGACAGGAAUCCCUGGGGCAGAGGGGGCGAAGUGGGGUCCAGCUCCCACCCCACCCCGUUCAGACACUCGAGUGUGUGUCCCUGGUGGAUGGUGACAAUGUUUACAAGCACCACACUUUCACAUUCACAUGUGCACGUAUACACACACACACACACACACACACACACACACACGGGCGCCUGAGAGGAGAGACACCCCAAACCACACAACUUCUGAGGUUUUUUGAAUGGACGAGUGGUCAGCGUAUGGUAGUUUUUGCACUGUCUUACUUCAACAAGGUAAGAGGUUAAAAACAAAAAGGCCACCUCUCUCUAAUUUAUGAAUGGUGUUUAUCCCUCCCCAUCCUGUUUCUGCUCCCCAAUAUCUGCUGCCCCCCACUCCUUGGAGCAGAGAAAACUGCCCUUUCCUGCCCAUCCUUGCCUGUCGGUGAGCAGGUUUUUACUGUGAGGUGAAUGUGGACCUUGUUUAUUUCUUCCAGUCUGUGGCAACGCUGUGUCUGUCUGUCUGAGUUUUGUGGCUGCCCCUGGACCAGUGAUGGCUGAUAAAUAUUAUGGUUUUCUGAUUGAUCUUGGGGUCCAUCUGUGAUAUCUCUUUGUGCCAAAAAAGAAAAAAAAAAAAAAAGAGUGGUUCAGUUUGCUAAAUGAACAUUGAAAUGCUUUAUCUGUUUUCUGUAAAUAAAAGAGUGCAAUAAUG
This is a messenger RNA of Bubalus bubalis (water buffalo), 8333 nucleotides long. RefSeq names its product carbohydrate sulfotransferase 1 (gene CHST1). Gene Ontology annotation, biological process: keratan sulfate proteoglycan metabolic process; N-acetylglucosamine metabolic process; carbohydrate metabolic process. The record is from RefSeq and is a predicted model, not a curated record. The transcript has 4 exons. Lineage: Eukaryota; Metazoa; Chordata; Mammalia; Artiodactyla; Bovidae. The coding region runs from base 6221 to 7456 and encodes 411 amino acids. Gene Ontology annotation, cellular component: Golgi membrane. Gene Ontology annotation, molecular function: N-acetylglucosamine 6-O-sulfotransferase activity; keratan sulfotransferase activity.